CUUAUCAUACCUGGCAACACCGUGGGUUUGUUAUGUUUUUCUGGGUUUUUGACGAUGGCUGCUGAGGGUGAUUUUCUAGCUCGAUAUCGUGCUGUUUCAAAUAAACUGAAAAAGCGUUUUCUUAGGAAGCCCAAUGUAGCAGAAGCGAGUGAGCAGUUUGGUCAGUUAGCCAAGGAGCUGAAGCAGCAGGACUGCCUGCAGUAUGCUGCCUUCUGUAGUCUGGCUAUGGCUCGGUGCGAGCAGACACUUUUCAAUGCUCCCGGAGAGGCCCUGGCGUUAACUGAUGCUGGCCGACUCUUUCUCUUAUCUGAGAAGGAGAACAAGGCGCUGCAGGCCCCCGGCUUUGAUGAACACCUUCAGGCUGCACUGAACUGCUAUAGCUUUGCCAUUAAGGUAUACAUUGACAUGAACCAGCCGGUGAUGGCAGCGAGUUUGUGUUUAGAACUUGGCAACGCACUGAAGGAGAUGAACAGACCAGGAGAAGCCAUCGUUCAUUUCCAGAGAGCUGCAGAGUUGCAGGCACAGAUGCCGAUUGAAGCGCUGCUGUCAAUGGGAGAGAUGGCCACGUGUAAAAUUCUCACCCGAGACUACGACGGUGCUUUGUCAGUGUUCACAGAGAUGCAGCUUGUGUGUCAGGAGAGAGGACUGCAGUUACCAGGCACAAACACGCUUGUUGGUGCAUUUCUGGACAUUGCGGCAAAAUGCGAGAUCUCCAGAGUGUUAUUGCUGAUGUUGCUUGAGCCGCCGCCUCAGAAGUUGUUGCCAGAACAUGCCCAGACCCUGGAGAGAUACGCAUGGGAGUCCUUUGACCCUCACAGUCAGGGUAACUACGCUAAACCAAACCCCCCCACCUUCCUGCCUGAGAAUGUUUUCCUGCUCCUCCAGUCAGUAGUGAUGGCGUGUCAGGAGAAAGACAUGGAGUCCCUCAAGUCUCUUCAGACUGAGCUUUGGCCUUUUCUGACUGCUGAGCAGAAUCAUCUCCUCCACCUGGUGGUUCAAGAGCGCAUCACUCCGUCUGGUCAAGGCAUUUAACGCCGUCCACUUUUCCCUCCCUUCUUCUGGGAAUGAUUCUUUGCGUAACGGAACAUUCCAGGUUCUGACCGGGUCUGUUGUAAGGCCUAAAGAAGUGUUGUUUUCCAAGCCUCAGUAUUUGUAACUUUUACACAGAAGCACCAGUAUUUGUUAUUAGAGCUGCAACAAAUGAUUAUCUUUGAAA
Thalassophryne amazonica is the source of this 1216-nucleotide messenger RNA. RefSeq lists its product as uncharacterized. Gene Ontology annotation, cellular component: early endosome. Lineage: Eukaryota; Metazoa; Chordata; Actinopteri; Batrachoidiformes; Batrachoididae. The record is from RefSeq and is a predicted model, not a curated record. Gene Ontology annotation, biological process: vesicle cytoskeletal trafficking. The transcript has 12 exons. Gene Ontology annotation, molecular function: protein binding. Bases 55 to 1032 code for a protein of 325 amino acids.